UGUUGGCAGUACAGUCGAUCACUCUAUCAUGCAUUUAAUUCUACCGAGUAACCACACCAUCAUCCAAAAAUUCUAAUGCAGGCCCUAUUUUCCGGCAGUCUUAUGCACCGUCUAAUCCCACCCGUCGACCUUGAAUCUGAAGGUCAUGUCUCCUUUGCCUCUCUCUAUGACGUUGCCGUUUGGAUCCCACAGUGCCCUCUCGGUAUAAGUCACAUUCCCAUCCCAAUCCACCAGCACUAUCGUCUGCCUCUGCGUUCCGUACAUGCCCGUGGCGAAACCCAUGGUUUGAGGGUCUGGCCGUUGGGCUCCGACCACCUUGGACAGGCUUUCUUGCAUCUCGGGGUCGGCAUGGUUGCUCUCACUCGUUCCUUUGCCUGCCGCUUUCACCAUGUCGUCCUGAUGCUUCGAGUCGCCUAUCGGGGGGAUGAAUAUGGACUCCUUGAGCUCCCCCAGAUGCUCCUCUAGGCUCUUCCCUGGGUGGGUUGGCAGGGUGUUCUGGUCCAAGACCCAGAACAGUCUCUCCCGCAGCUCGUCCUCGCCCAUGCCCUUCUCGACCGCCUCGCCGACGACCCGGUUGACCAGCGAUUUUCCGUUCUUCACCUUGGGCCACUCCACAGGGUCAUCGAAUGCGGCAUUGCUGAGCCCAACCGUCUCACCUCUCUUGCCCACAACCCAUGGGAUCUGACCAGGGUGCUCGGCACGAUUUGACAGGAUCGCCAUGGGCUCCAACCCGUCUUCACCCUCGCCCUUUCUCCGUCUCAACCUGCCACAGAUGAGCGAAAAGCCGCCGACACCAUGACAGCCGCCGCUUGCCAUGACUGUCUCCACAUAGUCGCGCACGCUGCGGUCUGCUGAGUUCUCGAGCCACGAAGUGACCAUGGCCCCCCGGCUCUUCUGGCCGCUGACGGGCUGGCCCAGCCUGCCGGGGUCCAGCUCGCGGUAGUUGGUAAGCACCGAGAAGUGGCCCGACUUUGUGAUUCCGAGCCAUGUGCCCCUCUCAGCACGCUGCAGAUCCCGGGACGAGAGAAUAUGCUGCAUCUCUUCUGGUUCGGCAUCCGGGGCGUGGCCGUUGACGCCGUGCUGCUGCCAUGACACAUCGGGGGUGGGCGUCCUGGAGGGCUGGCGGGAGGCUCGCGUGGUCCACCAGUGCGGCCGCGAUGUCGGGCGGAGGAUGAACUCGUCCCGGUUGUCGAUGACGAUGAGCGCAUACUUUGGGUGCGCGGUGGUAAGAAGGACAAUACACAUGGUGUCUCUGGCGGGCUGCCGCUGGGGCGAUUGCAGUCAAGAUUCCUAGAGGGCGCACAGAGGUUGGGCUUGCUGGUGGGCUCGCUGGUGGUCUUGCUGGUGGUCUCUGCUGCACAUUGUGCGCCUUUCAAGGAGGCUAUGAGGUCACGCCAGCACAUGCAGCGUCUGACCGGUAACUCGACGCCAAGCAGGCCCGACGCACGGGAUCUUACGGAGCAGGGUUGCGGCGCAGAUGCCAGGGAACUGACAGAAGGGCAAACCAAGAAUCAGGCCAUCUACCCCGUAGACAAUUCUUGGGAAUGCCACAGCCAGGCCAUGGCAUCGAGCCUGCGAGCACGCAUUGAGCACGCAGUAAGACAGACGGUCGGUGCCGGCAGUCGCUGGCUGUGCUGCUGCUGUGCUGCUGCUGUGGUAUACCAGCCAGGUGAUUGCGACUGCCACUAGCCAGCCGCCAAACGACCUCAGCAUACUACUAAUCAUGACAUGCCUUGCCACGUCCCCGUCGCAUGAUCUUGCAGCCUUCAAUCGCCAACCCUCUUGCACCGGCAGAUACGACUGGGGAUUCUUGCGACCAGUCGUGCCCUGUCAGUCUGGAUUGUGGACCACUGCCGGAAGGAGCUGCACCCUCACUCGAAUCCGGUCUGUCGGGGCUUCUUCGUAGCACGUCUGGAUGCUGUGGGCUGCCUGGGGCCGCGGCUGAUGGCCUCCCUGCCCCGGCAGGAUUCAGUGGUUCCCCGUGGAUGGGGCAGGGUCCACACGUCGAGAUUAUCACCCUGCCUCGAUCACACGGGGUUUUGGUCUCUCGAAAAGUACUCGAGUGGGCUGGACACGGCGUCACCAUCGCUGCUCCUGGCCCGACUGCGCACCCGUCAUCGUACACUUGUGGAUAAAGAUAACACAUUCUCGCACCGCCUGGUGGGGUUUCGCCAUCCUUUGCUUUCAGAGUUCCCCUGGCCAUGGCGCAACGUCCCAGGCACGCAAGGCACGCUACGUGCAUACCCAGCCAUGUACUGUGCUUCAUUGCAUCACAUCUGUCGACAAAGCGCCACCACCUUUGUCCCACUCGAUCCGGCACGCGCGUCUGCCAUGUUUCCGUCGGGGCUGGUCAGCUGGUCCAGCGGCGUGACGUUCCUACAGUGAGGUGAGUAUGCAUGUACAGCCAUCUCUGGUGAGCCUGGUGAGCCGUCGGCAAUCGGCACCAGUCGCCCUUCGCCUCUCGCGAGCAUAUCCUACGCUGCACCUCGUCACAUUGCAAUCGCGGGGUCGCAGAGUCGCAACCGAUCCCACAGGAGCAUCCACUGUCGGAGGUCUGGAGCCCGGUCUGGAGCGCACGGCCGUGCUGUUUGUCUCUGAACCUUCGCGCAGAGCACCAUUGGAGCAGUGAGCCCGCAGUGAGCCCGCAGUGAGCCGGUGCUUGCCCACGCAGUUGGGUUCUGGGCCCUCGACUUUAGCCUGCCAAGCUGCUUCCCAACCCACGCCUGUGGGAGCCACGCCCGGCACGAUGCCACCUCCCUGCUCCCAGCAGCGGCGUCGCAACCGGCAGAGCGAGUGCCACAGGUAGCAAAAUCUCCGGUCUGCGAGGCCAACACGGUCCUGGCCGUGCACGUGUUUACAUGGGCGCACAGGAUGAAAGGACUGCCGGAUCCCACUCAUUCAUUAUAUGACGCCCGAGCAGCCCAAGGUCAUCAGGGACCGCCCCGUGGUCCGCGCUUGCACCAGGCACCUGGCACCAGGCAGCAAGUCCCUGCGUCUCCGCCAGAGCCCGGCUCGAAAGCGGAGCCCGGAAUAUUUCAAGACGACCGCCAGCACCCCACAAGUAUGGUGAUGAGCCCGGGGCUGCCGGAUAAAAGGGGCACGGGAUCCCUUUUCGGUCUAGCUGCACGGCCCGACUCGGUGACUGAUCGCCGCCCUCAGUCUCACGACGUGCCUAGCUCUGCUAAUAGUUCGGUCGGAAACAUGGCCCAACUGAACCAACAUUACGAGGCCAGGGAGACAGCGAGGCAGGGAGCCAGGGAGGGGAGGGGCGAAAUUGUUUUGCCGGUGCUCCAAGGCCCACCAAACCUGCCUGCUAGCCGUGCAGAUUUUGGUAAGCGAUGUCACAGUAUUUCUAAGCCCGGUCGUCGUCCUGCUGGGGGACCUAUUCGGGCCCCUGAUCUUCAGUGAAGCCCGGUCGCCAGCAAGGCCGGCCUUCCAGUUUCGAAACGCCAUGAGGCGGCGAUGUCACGAGAUCCACGUGGCUUCAGAAACUCAAGCAACGUUGUUGGGGGCACAAGUCGGGGGCACUUACCCGAGUCGGAAGGUUUUUCGUAAAACGCGCAUCUGCACGCAGAUUCCUGAGCGAUGGCGUUUUUUUGGCGUCGGCAUAUUUGUGAGGUCACCGUUGGGCAAGUAUGCGGCUGUCAAGCACCGAUACUCUGUCGAUGCUACCCAACAAGGCACUGCGCACCAGGUUGGCGGACAUGACUAUUGUCGCCGAACCUGCAGCUGAAGGUUGAGUUCACCCUCCACCCUGCGGCCGACGUGUUUCAAAAUUGCAUCUCGAAGAUCAUCCACGAGGGCUCCGCUUGGCCGGAAUGCCUAGGAGUCUAGGUCCCAUCGUGCAGCGCACAGCAACGUCGCUUAGGUUUCCAGAGCCCCCCUCGAGUUCGAAGUGUUGACCCCCACCUGGCUGUUGUCUGCUAACCCCUAGGCCUCCGUGCGACACUGCGACCCUUUAUCUUCAACAGAGGCAGAAAACGGCGCUCGUGCCCAAAUGUAGGGCUGCCGACAAGGGCACAACAAGUACAUCUCCCAACCGAAAGCUUCUGCCGCUAUUGGGAUUUUCAUGCUCACCGACGGGACGAAGCCACCGUAAAUAUGCAGGGGUUUCACCCCACCGGCUCUAUCAUCCCACCGUGACAACGCCUCACUCUGCGGUGGUCUUUGUGGCGCGCAACAGACUUGUGACUCGUGAUGAUAUUGCUCAUGCAGGUAUAUUGUACACGACGGACCCGACGACCAGUUCAGAUUCGCGAGCAUGGAUCCCUCCUCAUCAAGGCUUGGGGACGAUCCUGUCAGGCCGGGACACCCCGACGAAAGGCUAGGGUUGGGCAGUGAUAUACUCCUCGCGCGGCAAACUCAAAGACGAUCAGCUAAGAAUCCAAUCUCAGCCGACGGCGCAUUAUUGCUUCAGGCGCGGUUGUGCAAGCAGCCGGCCGCUGUCAAAGCAGAUGAGGGUUGGCGAUCAAGAUUACGUUUCCAAGGGUUGGCAGUUGCCGACGUUCCAACUGGAUCUGCACCCCCAGCUGAGGCUACUGCAAUAGCAACGAGCCUUCACACGCCAAACGCAUCACCAAGCGGAGGAGGGCCAUGUGCGGUAUAGAUCUAGCGCAGGUUCCGGGCCAUGUCCCGGGUCCGGAUAAGAACCCAUCGCACUAAUCCCGAAGCCGUUCAGCUGGGCUCAAACGACCGAGGUCCAAAUGCUACUCUGUCCAAAGAUCGUCGCCCCUCACUGGAGAGAGAGCAAGUCACAUCGUAACCCUGGGUGGUUAUUCCCGCCGAAGCGGAAGACCCCGUUUUUCUCACCAGACCAUGGAGCCUCCAAGCCCACCCUCCACUCUGAUGUGAAGACCGCCACACUGGCAGACGGGGUGUUCUCCAUGCCGCCCAGAUCACAGAGCUCCCUCCGCUCCGGUGACACUGCAUCAUGCACAGCUUGUCCGAACCUGCUCGGCCGAUGUGAUGUAUGCCCUUGUCCUCGCCGGGUGCUGCUGCGUAUUCUCUUGAUAUUUCGCAAAUCUUAUGGCUGCCCGGCAUGGAUAUGUUACCCUAACUAGCAGGGCAUCAGGGGUACGGUAGUAGGCUAGGUCCCAGUCUAGAAGCACUGUCAAGGAUCAAGGGCGAGUGUUUGAUGAACCUGUAAGCUUCUAAUAUGCGCUAGGCUCAACACCGCAGACUCGGUAAGUGGACUUUUCCUUGCCCCCAGCCUUUAACUGGCCACCCCCUAGUGUUGCCUCCUAGUACGGCCUGUCUACAGCCUUCGACUUUUAUAUCAACCAUCGACCUCAACGAAAUCGACCGUGUACGCAAGGAGGAGGAAAGGGAAGACCAAAGACCACCAAAGACAAUCACCGGCAAGGAAUGGCGACCACGAGGUCGCUCUAAACAACAAAGCAUUCUCCAUCCUACCAGUCCGCCGCCUCUGAUCAAUCCUCACGCCACCAUGGCCAUCGAAAACCGCGGGCCGGUACUGUCAGCGGUGGCCAUCUUUCUUGUGACGAUGGCCACCACCUCAUUCGUCUUGAGGGCUUAUGUGCGCGCGUUCAUGGUGAGGGCAUUUGGUGUGGACGAUUGGUUUAUGCUGUUUGCUACGAUAACGUUCAUUCUCUUUGUCACGUCCGUAAACAUCGGAGUGCACUACGGGACGGGUCGCCACUUUGCAGACCUCGAGCUAUCUGAUUUCAAAGAUGCCAUGCAGUUUUGGUAUUAUUGCUACAUCUGGUACUGCUGGACCAUGAUCUUCUCCAAGAUCUCUAUUGGAAUCUUCCUUCUGCGCAUCAUCGUCGAGCGCAUCCAGGUCUGGUUCAUCUACAUGGCCCUCACCAUCAACGUCUUGACCGGAAUGGUGUUUUUCUUUGUCACCACGCUCCAGUGCCAGCCUGUGUCGUAUUUCUGGAACAAGGACCAACCCGGCAAAUGCAUUCAAAUUGAUAUCAUCAUCGGCCUGACCUACCUCUACUCGAGCCUCAACAUCAUUGUCGACUUCACAUUCGCUAUACUGCCCAUCUUCAUUGUCCGCAAGCUCAACAUGAAGCGGAGGAUGAAGGUUGCCAUCAUGCCGCUGCUCAGCAUGGGCUGCAUCGCGAGUUCCGCAGUGGUUGUCCGGCUUGCAUACGUUGAGACAUUUAGGAACCCCGACUUCCUGUUUGCCACAGUCGACAUUGCCAUCUGGUCUACCGUCGAGUGCGGCCUGGCCGUCUCAGCGGGAAGCCUGGCAUGUAUCAGGCCGCUGUUCAAGGUCAUCAUGCACCGCCUCGGUCUGUCGACCGAAUCAUACUUGCCACCAUCAAAGGGGCUCAACGGAAACGUGUCGGGCCGGGGCGCACAGCAGCCGCCGCCGACCAUCGGCUCGUCAAACAAGGCGCUGCGCCGCAGCAGCGACAUCUUUCACAUGGGGACGCUAUUCACGCGCGUAGAUAAAGACGAGGAGGCAGUCCUCGACGACAAGGAAUCAACAACUAAACUUGUUCAGGGCGGAGGCAUCGUCAAGACCAGUACAGUCCGGGUCAAGAUCGAGCCGAUGGUGACCAAUGGGUCCGGGUCCGGGUCAGAGCGUGGGGGCUCAAGUAAGGAGGACCUACGGAUGUUCAAGGGACACAUGACCCGCAGUCCUGUGUGAUUGGCGCUUUGAAUGGAGCAAGGCCGCCGCUUCUGUAACAACAAUAUGACUUAUUAUGUACUACUAUCACGUAUGCUCGAACAUCACACAUGAGGCUGGGUCUGUGGGUCUGGAGUCAUGGGGUUUAUUAACGUUGACCUUAAAUUCUAAUAGCCAAAUUCUAUAUGUGCAAUCUGGAACGAGACUGUUGCAGCUUGGUUGACAUGAGCGACAUUUGGUCACGGAUUCAGCGCGUAUUCAGUGACAUGUCGUCGGAAGC
Molecule: messenger RNA, 6881 nt
Organism: Diaporthe batatas
Lineage: Eukaryota; Fungi; Ascomycota; Sordariomycetes; Diaporthales; Diaporthaceae
Exons: 7
Coding region: 5447-6622 (391 amino acids)
Source: RefSeq, a predicted model, not a curated record